Molecule: messenger RNA, 2219 nt
Organism: Salpingoeca rosetta
Lineage: Eukaryota; Choanoflagellata; Craspedida; Salpingoecidae
Exons: 13
Coding region: 404-1720 (438 amino acids)
Biological process (GO): plasma membrane tubulation; cytoskeleton organization; regulation of endocytosis
Cellular component (GO): endosome; plasma membrane; cytoplasm
Molecular function (GO): protein binding; phospholipid binding
Source: RefSeq, a predicted model, not a curated record
AAUUCCGACCUGACGAAUCCCGGCGCAUUCAAACGCUGCUUUUGCGUCGCAUUCCGCAUUCGGAAACGAGCGAGCGCGGCAGCCAACCAACCAAGCAUGGCUGGCUGACUGAGACACACACACACCCGCCCCAGCAACACAGACAUCAAACACGAAGAAGAAGAAGCAGCAGCCAUCAGAACAAGAACGACAGGCACACAUACAUCGACUGAGACCUCCACCUCACAGACAAACACAAAGACACAACAAGCCACACCAGCAUCAGUCAACAGUCAACAGUCAACAGUCAGCGCGAGCACCACGUCAGCACACAGACACAACACCUUGUUUGCCCGCACCUUCGGCUUCCUUCCUGAUCCCUUGCUUGUCAACAGCGGCGAACCCAGGUGCAGCAGCAGCCACAAUGUUUCGUGGACCAAACUCGGUCGAGUACCGAAACCUCCCCGACUUCACCAAGAAGAUUCAGGAGGCAAACAACCUCGAGAGCGUGCCCAACUUCUGGCAGGUUGGCGAGUUCAAGCGCGCCGUGCAGCGCCUCGAUGCCGGCGCAACCCUUCUUGAUGACUUCUCCCGCCUGGUGCUUGAGAGGGCACACAUCGAGAAGAAGUAUGCACAGAUGCUUGCUUCCUGGAGCAAGAAAUGGAACGACAAGAUCACCAAAGGGCAUGAAGACAGCGACGGCACGCUCAAGCCUGCGUGGCACUCUCUCCUCACAGAAGCAGACCAGCUGUCAGAGGUCCAUGCAAACAACGACACACAACUGCGCGAGAGUGUGCAAAAGGAGGUCACAAAGUGGCGCAAAUCAACAUACACGCGACAGCUGCGAGGCUGGCGCGUCACAAAGGAUGCUCACGACCAGUUUGUGAAAGCGCAAAAGCCGUGGGCCAAACGCAUGAAGACAGCAAAGAAGUCGAAAAAGUCGUACUACGCUGCAUGCCAAAACCGAGACUCCUUGAAGUCAAAACUCGACACAGCCAAAUCAGACCCAAACUUGAGUGAGGAAGACAAGACCAAACUGGAAACAAAGGUGUCCAAGGCACUGGCAAUCGCACACGAAACACGCAAGUCAUAUGAGGAAUCGAUCAACAGCCUGAACCAAGACCGCCCACGCUACGAAACGGAGAUGAAGAAGACAUUCGACUUCUGCGAGGACAUUGAACAACGGCGCCAGGACUUUUUCAAGGAGAUGAUGACCAAAUACCACGCCAUUCUCAGCCGACACACCCCAGAGCAAUGCAAAGACAUGAUCAAGGUGAUUGAACACAUCAACCCAGACGCGGAUCUUGUUCGUUAUCGACGAGAGAAAGGGAUUGAGAUGCCACUGUGUGUGCCUCCCUUCCAGGAAUAUGGAUCAAAGCCCGUCAUUGAGCUCGUCGUGGAUGGAUCUCUCUCCAACCACUUGACUGUGAGCACGACUGACCUCGCGUCUGAAGAUGAGGAUGACGAUGAAGAGUGGGAGACGGACGGCUGGUCGCCGCCACCAGACCCAUCCGUUGGCCGCCCCGUUCGCGCCAUCUACGAUUACGUUGCAGAGGACGAGGAGGAGAUUUCCCUGCGUGUCGGUGAUGCCCUCAGAUUGAUUGAGGAGGAGGACGAGCAAGGGUGGUGCAAAGGCGUCACCUUGGACGGAUCAGCUGGCCUCUUCCCAGCAUGCUACGUUGAAGACAUCACGGAAGACGCCUUUGACGCCAUCAAGGCUGGUCGGAGCGCAGAGUGCUGAUGACACAGAGGCAGCAUCCUGCCCCUCCCUUGAUGUCUCAGUUCCUCGGCGUGUAUGCGUGUGCUUUUGCGUGUGCUUGUGUGCAUAGACUUACUUGUGUCAAGAUGUGCUGUCCACCUUGCUGUGUAGUUGCAGUCGGUGUCUUUAUGGGGGCUUUCGCAUGUGCGUUACGUCUUAUUUGUGUUGUCCCUCAUUGCCUUCCUUUCUUGCGGUGCUUAAUGUUGAGCGCACGAAUCGUUGAGCGAGCGAGCAAGCGUGUGCCAAUGUCUGCGUCGAAUACGCACGCGUGGUUGUUGGACUUGCACGCCUACACGCGUGCUUCAUAGAAGACUCCCCUUAUUGCUGCGUGUGCUGUGUGUGCGGUGUGUUGUGUGUUGGUUCAUUUUCCUUUCCUGUCCGUUUGUUGCACCUUCCCUUUUCCUCACGUGCAUGAUUUUGUUUGUAGUGGUGGUGAAUGUGGUGCCUGUCUCAACUGAUCCUGAAUGAAAAAUCAGCGCAA